This is a messenger RNA of Frieseomelitta varia, 2439 nucleotides long. It is a transcript of the gene spag, whose product is annotated as RNA polymerase II-associated protein 3. Lineage: Eukaryota; Metazoa; Arthropoda; Insecta; Hymenoptera; Apidae. The coding region runs from base 698 to 2341 and encodes 547 amino acids. The transcript has 8 exons. The record is from RefSeq and is a predicted model, not a curated record. Gene Ontology annotation, molecular function: protein binding.
GUUGCUCUCCUUGUUUGAUAUACGGUAUGUAUCUAUCCUUGUUGGAUACUGCUGCUCUCCUUGUCUACGGAUCGUUUUGCCAUCGGUAACAGGGGAAACUACAAUUACCGAUAGAGUGACUUAGAUGGCAGUACCAUCUAUAGACAAGGACAGAUACAUAUAUAUCGCGCGAAUAUAACAUUAUAAUAAUUAAAUACUAAAGAAUAAAUAUUAUUAAAAUAUAUUACGACGAGUACGAUAUAAGACUCUAUCUUUGUUUUAAAAUGUAGGAUAAGAAUGAAAUGUAGGAUUUUACGAAAUGUAAUAUUUGUUUCUCGUUCCGCCCGUAGUUUGAAUUUCUUAUCAAGAUUAGUUUAAAGAUUCUCUGGGACGAGGCAGCAGCUUUAAGAAACAGAUUUUCAAAAUUUGUUCAAAGUGUUCUGUGCCUGUAUAAUUAGAUUAAGAGACUUACAAUAGUAAAAGUUCCAACUGAAUCAAAAAGUAUCUUAGUAUCUAGGAGUUCAUUCUCGAAAAUUCUCUUCGUGUGGCAGAAUGCGAUAGGUACAACGAAUGACACGAAUGGUUUACAUCGUUCACGUUUUUACAAAUAACACACAAUUCUGAUAUCUUCUUUAAAUUAACGCACGUUUAAAUUAUAUUCUUUCUUAUAACUUAACCUAAAUUUUAUCACCGUUGUUAUUGACUCGAGUUACACGAGAUGGAUAAGUCAGUUUUGAUGCAAAAGCAAGUGAGGGACAAUGCAGAGGACUUGCAAAAGGAAUUCCUGGAUAUGAAAAAUUGGGAAGAACAAAUGAAACACAAGGAUGAGCAACUGCGGAAAGAAGCAGGUGGUCAGAUUGUCUUACCGCCGAUUAGAAGAAAGCACAAAAACAAAACGGAGAACGCUGUUACGAAAAAAGAUGAAAGCAAUACUGAAAUGAAAAGAAUUAAAUCGUAUGAUUAUACCGCUUGGGAUAAAUUUGAUGCAGACAAAGCUUGUAAAGAAGUGGAUAAAGAGGAACAGUCGGAUGAAUCUGAGGAUGAACAUAUGUCCAAGGAAGAAUUGAAGAGGGCACAUGAACAAGCGACGAAGCAUAAAAAUGAGGGCAAUAUUUUUGUGCAGCAACAAAAUUGGUCAAAGGCAAUUGGCUGCUACAGUAAUGCUAUAAAACUAUUUCCAUAUGAUGCGGUCUUUUAUGCAAAUCGUGCACUGUGUCAGUUAAAACUAGAGAACUUCUAUGCUGCUGAAUCUGAUUCUUCUGCUGCGAUUCAGUUAGAUGACAGUUAUGUGAAAGCUUACCUCAGAAGAGCCACAGCAAGAAUGAAUAUAAAACAAUAUAAAGAAGCUAAACGAGAUUUGGAGAAAAUUUUGAAAUUAGAAGCUUCUAAUAAGGAGGCCAAGUUGUUGCUAAAUCAAAUCGAGAACAAGCUGAAAUGUUCAGAGGCAAGCACUACAGUGAAAAAAGAUGAUGUGCAGCAGUCAACGAUUGAAAAAGAAAGUACUAAGGAGACUACAAUUGAAAAAAAGAUUGCUGAUAAAAUGUGGAACAAUAGUGCACCAAAAGUACAAAGCACGGGAACUAAAGAUAUUAUAAAGCCUAAACAUAUGAAGGAAAAUCAAGUUAUCACGAAUGUUAAAGAUAAUAUAGAAAAUAAAAAAGAUGAUGCUGGUACCAAUAUUAAAAAGAAGAGAGACUUGCGUAUUCCAGAUUGGUUGCCAGAGAAGGAUGAAGUUACUGUAAUAGAACCAAUAGAGAAACCUCCUCAUUUGCGUUCAAAGAAAUCAUUGACAAAAAUACCUAUCCAAGAAUUGGAAUUUGGUAUAGAUCAGUACAAAUAUACUAAUAACAAAAUAAUAAGCAACGAAGAUAAUCUUGUACAGAAAGAAGGUCGUGUAGAGGAAAAAGAACCUAAUAAAGAAUCUGUACAGAUAGAAGAAUUUAAUAAAAAAUUUAUACAGAUGGAAGGACAGAAAGAAGAACUUUGUAAAGACCCAGUACUAGAACCUCGUAAAGAAAAUAAUUGUGUCAAAGUUUCUCAACCUUCGAAAGAUAUCAAGUUUACACCAAUACCUAAAACAGCUGUACAGUUUCUAAUGAAUUGGAGAAAAAAUAACUCAUUGGAAUUCAGAUAUGAAUAUUUGAAGCAAUUACCAGAGAACAGUUUACCUAAAAUAUUUCAAGAUUCAAUGGAAUCGGAUAUUUUCAGUCAAAUAAUAGAAAUUUUGAGCAUAGAAUUCAUAAAAAGGAAAGAUCAGAUAUUCCGUUACUUGAAAGAUCUCAGUCAAGUUAAGCGAUUUAGAGCACUUAUUAUGUUUAUUACUAAUAGUGACAAAAAAAGUAAAUUUAAAAACACUUUUUGAAUAUUGCAAAACAGUCGAAAAUGUGUCUCAAGAUGAAAUUUCAACUCUGAAAGAUAAAUAUGAAAUUUAGAAAUAAAUUUAUAAUUUAUAUUUUUAAA